AGACGUAUGUGUGUCCGGUGACCCACUUCAAGUGCCACAACCACGUCUGCAUCCGGAGAGACAAGACCUGCGACUUCGUGGACGACUGUGGCGACAACUCGGACGAAGAGUUUUGCGACCGUCGCUCCUGUGACUUUGGAUACUUUGCCUGUGACAACGGGGAAUGCACUUUGACCUCUCGCCUCUGCGACGGGGUGGAGAAUUGCAAGGAUGGAAGCGAUGAGGAUCCCAAACACUGCGGCGGCUCCUGUAGCACUGCCCAGUUCCAGUGUCAGAGUGGUCAGUGUGUGGCCUUGACUGAUCGAUGUGACGGCUUCUGUGACUGUACUCAUUGUGACGAUGAGUUGUCUGGCUGUGACAGUAACGAGCGCAUCUACUGUCCAGCCCCCUCCCACUUUCGCUGUCGGAAUGACCGGUGCCUGCCCCGGGCAGCUGUGUGUGACGGUGUCAACGACUGCAGGGACGCCUGGGGAGGCACGGAUGAGCUCUUCUGCC
This is a messenger RNA of Aplysia californica (California sea hare), 495 nucleotides long. Its product is annotated as G-protein coupled receptor GRL101. Gene Ontology annotation, molecular function: protein binding. Gene Ontology annotation, cellular component: plasma membrane. NCBI's taxonomy places the organism in Eukaryota, Metazoa, Mollusca, Gastropoda, Aplysiida, Aplysiidae. The record is from RefSeq and is a predicted model, not a curated record.